Messenger RNA from Rhea pennata, 5763 nucleotides. It is a transcript of the gene TRPM7, whose product is annotated as transient receptor potential cation channel subfamily M member 7. NCBI's taxonomy places the organism in Eukaryota, Metazoa, Chordata, Aves, Rheiformes, Rheidae. The transcript has 40 exons. Gene Ontology annotation, biological process: monoatomic cation transmembrane transport; protein phosphorylation; protein tetramerization. Gene Ontology annotation, molecular function: calcium channel activity; ATP binding; protein serine/threonine kinase activity. Gene Ontology annotation, cellular component: plasma membrane. The coding region runs from base 71 to 5752 and encodes 1893 amino acids. The record is from RefSeq and is a predicted model, not a curated record.
CACGAGCAGGAGCUGCCCGGCGCGAGGAGAGCCAGAGUCGGCGCCGAGACCCAGCCCGGCCCUGAGGAGAAUGUCCCAGAAAUCCUGGAUAGAAAAUACUUUCACCAAGAGAGAGUGUGUGUAUAUUAUACCAAGUUCAAAAGACCCCCACAGAUGCCUUCCAGGAUGUCAAAUUUGUCAGCAGCUUGUCAGGUGCUGUUGUGGCCGCUUGGUCAGACAACAUGCCUGUUUUACUGCAAGUCUUGCUAUGAAAUACUCCGAUGUGAAGCUGGGUGAAAACUAUAAUCAGGAAAUAGAAGAAUGGUCAGUGGAAAAACAUACAGAACAGACUCCUACUGAUGCUUAUGGUGUUGUCAACUUUCAAGGUGGCUCUCAUUCUUAUAGGGCGAAGUAUGUGCGGUUGUCAUAUGACACUAAGCCUGAAGCUAUUCUGCAACUUAUGCUUAAAGAAUGGCAGAUGGAGUUGCCGAAGCUUGUUAUAUCUGUACAUGGAGGCAUGCAGAAAUUUGAACUUCACCCACGCAUCAAGCAGUUGCUUGGCAAAGGUCUUAUUAAAGCUGCAGUAACAACAGGAGCCUGGAUUAUAACUGGAGGAGUUAACACAGGUGUUGCAAAACAUGUUGGUGAUGCUCUAAGAGAACAUGCUUCCAGAUCAUCUCGAAAGAUUUGCACUAUUGGGAUUGCUCCGUGGGGAGUAAUUGAAAACAGAAAUGACCUUGUUGGAAGAGAUGUGGUUGCUCCAUAUCAAACCUUGUUAAACCCAUUAAGUAAAUUAAAUGUCCUAAAUAAUCUCCAUUCCCAUUUCAUUCUGGUGGAUGAUGGAACAGUUGGCAAGUAUGGAGCAGAAGUUAAAUUACGGAGAGAACUGGAAAAAACUAUUAAUUUGCAACGGAUCCAUGCAAGAAUUGGCCAAGGUGUGCCUGUGGUAGCACUUGUAUUUGAAGGCGGACCGAAUGUCAUACUCACGGUUUUAGACUUCCUUCAAGAAAGUCCUCCUGUACCAGUGGUAGUAUGUGAAGGAACUGGUAGAGCUGCAGACAUAUUGGCAUAUGUUCACAAGCAAACGGAGGAGGGAGGAAAUGUUCCUGAGGGUGCAGAGCCUGAAAUCAUUUCAACCAUCAAAAAGACGUUUAAUUUUGGUCAAAGUGAAGCAGUUCACCUGUUUCAGACAUUGCUGGAAUGCAUGAAAAAAAAAGAACUUAUUACUGUUUUUCAUAUUGGGUCAGAUGAACAUCAAGACAUUGAUGUUGCGAUACUUACAGCAUUGCUAAAAGGCACAAAUGCAUCUGCCUUUGACCAGCUUGUCCUUACACUUGCGUGGGAUAGAGUUGACAUUGCCAAAAAUCAUGUUUUUGUUUAUGGACAGCAAUGGCUGGUUGGCUCUCUGGAACAGGCUAUGUUAGAUGCCCUUGUGAUGGAUAGAGUUGCAUUUGUGAAACUUCUGAUUGAAAACGGCGUAAGCAUGCACAAAUUUCUCACAAUUCCCAGGCUGGAAGAACUUUAUAAUACAAAACAAGGUCCAACUAACCCAACACUCUUUCAUCUUGUUCGGGAUGUCAAACAGGGAAAUCUUCCUCCAGGAUAUAAAAUCAACCUGAUUGAUGUGGGGCUGGUUAUUGAAUAUUUGAUGGGAGGAACCUAUAGAUGCACCUAUACAAGAAAACGCUUUAGAGCUAUAUACAAUAGUCUCAGCGGGAACAAUCGGCGAUCUGGACGAAAUCCUUCAAAUAAUACUCCUCAGAUGUGUAAAAGCCAUGAGCCUUUUGGUAACAGGGCAGAUAAGAAAGAAAAAAUGAGACAUAAUCACUUCAUCAAAACAGCACAGCCAUAUAAACCAAAGAUUGACACUGGUGCAGAAGAGGGAAAAAAGAAAAGAACCAAAGAUGAAAUAGUAGACAUAGAUGAUCCUGAAACAAGACGUUUUCCAUAUCCUCUCAACGAGCUGUUACUUUGGGCAGUGUUAAUGAAGAGACAGAAGAUGGCCCUCUUCUUCUGGCAGCAUGGGGAGGAGUCCAUGGCUAAAGCUUUAGUUGCUUGCAAAGUGUACCGUUCAAUGGCAUAUGAAGCAAAACAAAGUGACCUUGUUGAUGAUACUUCUGAAGAGUUGAAACAGUAUUCCAAUGAGUUUGGUCAGCUGGCAGUUGAACUGUUAGAGCAGUCCUUCCGACAAGAUGAGACCAUGGCAAUGAAAUUACUCACCUAUGAGCUUAAAAAUUGGAGUAACUCAACUUGUCUGAAGCUAGCAGUGUCCUCAAGGCUUCGUCCGUUUGUAGCUCAUACUUGUACACAAAUGUUGUUAUCAGAUAUGUGGAUGGGAAGGUUGAAUAUGAGGAAGAAUUCAUGGUACAAGGUGAUACUGAGUAUUUUACUCCCGCCUGCUAUACUGCUGUUGGAAUAUAAGACCAAGGCUGAAAUGUCACAUAUUCCUCAGUCUCAGGAUGCACAUCAAAUGGCAAUGGAUGAUAGCGAAAACAACUUCCAAAAUGCAGCAGAUGAAAUACCUAUGGAGGUGUUUAAAGAAGUAAGGAUCUUGGACAGUGCUUCAGAAAAGCCUGAUAUGGAGACACCAGUAAAACCAAAAAGGCUUCCAAUUACACAGAAAUUUUAUGCAUUUUAUCAUGCCCCAAUUGUGAAGUUUUGGUUUAAUACGUUGGCAUACUUAGGAUUUCUCAUGCUUUACACGUUUGUGGUCCUUGUGAAAAUGGAAGAAUUACCAUCUGUUCAAGAGUGGAUUGUUAUCGCUUACAUUUUCACAUCGGCAAUUGAGAAAAUUCGUGAGAUCUUUAUGUCAGAGGCUGGCAAGAUUAAUCAGAAGAUUAAAGUGUGGUUUAGUGAUUACUUCAAUAUCAGUGACACAGUUGCCAUUAUCACUUUCUUCAUUGGGUUUGCGUUAAGAUUUGGAGCAAAGGGGAACUUUGGUGAAAACACUUACAAAGAAAAUUAUGUUUUUGUUGCUGGAAGAAUAACAUAUUGUCUCAAUAUAAUUUUUUGGUAUGUGCGGUUACUGGAUUUUCUAGCUGUAAAUCAACAGGCUGGCCCUUAUGUUAUGAUGAUUGGGAAAAUGGUGGCCAACAUGUUUUACAUUGUGGUGAUUAUGGCACUUGUACUGCUUAGUUUUGGUGUUCCUAGGAAGGCAAUAUUGUAUCCUAAUGAAGCACCAUCUUGGACUCUUGCUAGAGAUAUUGUGUUUCAUCCAUACUGGAUGAUUUUUGGUGAAGUGUAUGCAUAUGAAAUUGAUGUAUGUGCAAAAAAUUCUGAUCAACAAGUUGCUCAUCUCUGUGGGCCAGGAACAUGGUUGACCCCAUUUCUUCAAGCUGUCUACCUCUUUGUACAGUACAUUAUUAUGGUUAAUCUCCUUAUUGCAUUUUUCAACAAUGUGUAUUUACAAGUAAAGGCAAUUUCAAACAUAGUGUGGAAGUAUCAACGUUACCAUUUCAUUAUGGCCUACCAUGAGAAACCUGUUCUUCCUCCACCACUUAUUAUUCUUAGCCACAUGGCUUCCCUGUUUUGUUGUAUAUGUAAAAGAAGAAAGAAAGACAAGACUUCAGAUGGGCCAAAGCUGUUCCUGACAGAAGAGGAUCAAAAGAAACUUCAUGAUUUUGAAGAGUUGUGUGUUGAGAUGUAUUUCAAUGAAAAGGAUGAUAAAUUCCAUUCUGGAAGUGAGGAGAGGAUUCGAGUCACUUUUGAACGAGUGGAACAAAUGUGCAUUCAGAUAAAGGAAGUCAGUGAUCGUGUCAACUAUAUAAAACGGUCACUGCAGUCUUUAGAUUCACAGAUUGGCCAUCUACAGGAUCUGUCUGCUCUGACUGUGGACACUCUGAAAACACUGACUGCACAGAAAGCUUCAGAAGCUAGCAAGGUUCAUAAUGAAAUUACACGGGAGUUGAGCAUUUCAAAACAUUUGGCACAAAACCUCAUCGAUGAUGGCUCUCUACGAUCUUCUGUAUGGAAAAAACACAGCAUUGGAAAUGUCAUUGGUCCUUUUGCGCAAGGAGGCCUUGAAAGAAAUAAUGCUUUACUCUGUAACAUUCCUAUACGUGAUGACAGAGAAGGCCAACAUAAGACAAUUGGUCAGGAGUUAGCUCCAGUUCCCCGAAGAGAAGAAAUAAACUUUCAAGAGGCAGGUUCCUCAGGCAGUGCCUUAUUUCCAAAUGCUGUUUCUCCUCCAGAACUUCGUCAACGAAUACAGGCUGCAGAGAUCUCAAAAUCCAGUAGUAGAAGUAAAAAAUUAGGCAAUUCAUCCAACAGCAUGCCGCAUGUAACUUCCCCAACAGCUAAAUUUUUUGUUAGCACGCCAUCUCGGCCCAGUUGCAAAAGUCAGCUGGAUUCUUCAGUAAAGCAUGAAGAGACUGUUUGCUCUAAGGCUACAGAAGGAGAUAAUAAUGUAGAAUUUGGUGCAUUUGUAGGUCACAGAGACAGCAUGGAAUUACAGCGGUUUAAAGAGGCAGCAAACAGAGGGAAAGAAAGAAGCGCUGAUAUUGAGGAGCAACAGGAAGACUUCAAAAAAGCUAUAUUGGAGGGUAUAGAGACAACCAGACUUCAGAGUCUUCAAACUGACUCCAGUCUGAGACAGUCUAGUUCUUGUGGUGGAUUUACUGACUAUCCUCUGAAUCCUUUGGCAGUCCAUUCUGAACAACUAUAUAACAAGAGUAGAAGAGCAUCAAGUGAAGAUACUCAGCAGGUAGACUCUAAGGCAGCCUUGCUGACGGAUUGGUUACAAGGCAGACCUUCAAAUAGCAGUCAAAUGCCAUCUGAAGAAGAUGCUUUGAAUGGUAUUGCUUCUCCUUUCAAGCCUAUCAUGGAUAUCAAUUACUAUUACUCAGCUGUAGAAAGAAAUAACUUGAUGAGGUUAUCACAGAGCAUUCCAUUCACUCCUGUGCCUCCAAGAGGUGAACCAGUCACUGUGUAUCGCCUUGAAGAAAGUUCUCCCAACAUCUUGAACAACAGCAUGUCUUCCUGGUCACAACUAGGACUUUGUGCUAAAAUUGAAUUUUUGAGUAAAGAGGAGAUGGGAGGAGGUUUACGUCGAGCCCUUAAAGUAGUAUGCACAUGGUCAGAAUAUGAUAUCCUGAAAUCGGGACAUCUUUAUAUCAUCAAGUCUUUUCUUCCUGAAGUUGUGAAUACUUGGUCAAGCAUUUAUAAAGAGGACACUGUGUUACACUUGUGCUUGAGAGAAAUUCAACAACAGAGGGCAGCACAGAAGCUCACAUUUGCUUUCAAUCAGAUGAAGCCCAAAUCCAUUCCAUACUCUCCAAGGUUCCUGGAAGUUUUCCUGUUAUAUUGCCACUCUGCUGGUCAGUGGUUUGCAGUUGAAGAGUGCAUGACUGGAGAGUUUAGAAAAUAUAACAACAACAACGGUGAUGAAAUAAUUCCAACUAACAUGCUAGAGGAGGUUAUGCUAGCUUUCAGCCAUUGGACAUAUGAGUAUACAAGAGGGGAAUUGUUGGUACUUGAUCUGCAAGGUGUUGGUGAAAAUUUGACAGAUCCUUCUGUGAUAAAAGCUGGAGAAAAAAGGUCAUAUGAUAUGGUGUUUGGCCCAGCCAAUUUAGGAGAGGGUGCAAUAAAAAACUUCAGAGCUAAGCAUCACUGUAACUCCUGUUGCAGGAAACUUAAACUUCCCGAUCUGAAGAGGAAUGAUUACACACCUGACAAGAUUAUAUUUCCUCAGGAUGAUUCCCCUGAAUUGACAAUUCAGCCUGGAAGCUGCACCAAAGAAUCUGAUUCAGCUAAUUCUAUUCGUCUGAUGCUCUAAUGAUGUGACCA